This is a messenger RNA of Aspergillus wentii DTO 134E9, 4155 nucleotides long. It is a transcript of the gene prp28, whose product is annotated as mRNA splicing protein PRP28. The transcript has 7 exons. Gene Ontology annotation, molecular function: protein binding; ATP binding; nucleic acid binding. The record is from RefSeq and is a predicted model, not a curated record. The coding region runs from base 1 to 4155 and encodes 1384 amino acids. Gene Ontology annotation, biological process: mRNA 5'-splice site recognition; RNA processing. Lineage: Eukaryota; Fungi; Ascomycota; Eurotiomycetes; Eurotiales; Aspergillaceae. Gene Ontology annotation, cellular component: commitment complex; U1 snRNP; U2-type prespliceosome.
AUGGCGGAUUACAACUAUGGAGGUUCUGAGGAGGAGAACGCGGAGCUGAGAAAGCUCGAGAUUGAGCUGGCCGAUGACCCCGAUAACUUCGAAACUUGGGAGAAGCUGGUUCGUGCCGGAGAAGCGCUCGAGGGGGGAAUCAACCGCAACUCGAAUCCUCAAGCCAUCACCACCGCGAGAAAUGUUUACGACCGAUUUCUGGCCAAGUUCCCGUUGCUUUUCGGAUACUGGAAGAAGUACGCCGAUCUGGAAUUCUCGAUCACUGGCACCGAAGCAGCGGACAUGGUCUACGAACGAGGUAUCGCCAGUAUUUCCCCUUCAGUCGACCUAUGGACCAACUACUGCACUUUCAAGGCAGAGACCUCGCAUGAUGCCGACAUUAUCAGAGAGCUUUUUGAGCGAGGAGCAAGCAGCGUCGGGCUAGACUUCCUGGCGCACCCGUUCUGGGACAAGUACAUCGAGUUCGAGGAACGCUGUGAAGCUUUUGACAAGAUUUUUGCUGUUCUCGGUCGCGUCAUCCAUGUCCCCAUGCACCAGUAUGCUCGGUACUUUGAACGCUAUCGCCAGAUCGCACAAACACGGCCAUUGUCAGAGCUGGCUCCUCCAGAAAUUUUGGCUCAAUUCCGAACUGAGCUAGAAGCGGCUUCCUCACAUGUACCCCCGGGCGCGAAAGUCGAGGCCGAAGUCGAAAGGGAUCUCAGACUACGUGUCGAUACCUACCACCUUGAAAUCUUCGCCAAGACGCAGACGGAGACAACAAAACGCUGGACCUACGAGUCAGAAAUUAAGCGUCCAUACUUCCAUGUGACCGAAUUGGACGAAGGUCAGCUGUUGAACUGGAAGAAAUAUCUCGACUUCGAGGAAUCCGAAGGAUCUUAUCCCCGAACCCAAUUUUUGUACGAGCGAUGCCUCGUGACAUGCGCUCACUACGAUGAAUUUUGGCAGCGCUAUGCCAGGUGGAUGGCUGCCCAGCCUGGUAAGGAAGAAGAAGUUCGCAACAUCUACCAGCGCGCAAGCUGUUUCUAUGUCCCAAUCGCGAACCCAGCUACCCGCCUUCAGUAUGCCUAUUUCGAAGAGAUGUCUGGCCGGAUAGAUGUGGCAAAGGACAUUCACGGUGCCAUCCUCGUCAACAUUCCUAACCACGUUGAAACAAUCGUAUCGUUAGCGAAUCUGUCACGUCGCCAUGGCGGCCUCGAAGCAGCAAUCGAGGUGUACAAGAGCCAGCUGGAUUCACCCGAGUGCGACUUGGCCACCAAAGCUGCACUCGUUGCCGAAUGGGCUCGGCUUUUGUGGAAGAUCAAGGGAUCCCCCGAAGAGGCUAGACAAGUUUUCCAGAAAAACCAACAAUACUACCUAGACAGCCGAGCAUUCUGGACAAGCUAUGUAGUGUUUGAGCUGGAACAGCCUACCAGCGCUGCGACUGAAUCUGCCCAGUACGAGCGCAUUAAACAAGUUGUUGAUGACAUCCGGUCCAAGAGCGUCCUUUCGGCAGAUGUUGUCAGGGAGCUUGUGCAGAUGUACAUGGUCUACUUGCUGGAGCGAGGGACCAAGGACGCAGCCAAGGAAUACAUGACUCUCGACCGUGAAGUUCAUGGCCCUGCUUCUGUGUCUUCCACCAAGGCAGAGCACGCCCCUGAGAAUGGCAACCAGGCAACACCCGCUAUACCUGCUGGUCCUGCUGGUCCUGCUGUUCCUGCUGUACCUGCUGUGGAUCCUGUCGCCGCAGAAGCGCAAGCCAAUGCGUAUGCUUACUACCAACAGGUCCCAGUCAAUGGUGAGGUGCCAGCUCCUGCUCCUCCCCCAGAGCCUUCCGAACGUCCUCCAACACCCCCUCCGCCUCCACCUGAAGAUUCCGCCGCUCCUCCGCCGCCCCCAGACCUAUCUGCGCCGCCUCCUCCACCUGAAGACGCGCCUCCUGCUCCACCACCGGAGACGAAGAAGAAGAAGGGAUGGGGUUCGAAGCGUCCAGCCGCUACACCGUUGAGUGUUGAAGAACUUGUACGGAAGAAGAGAGAGGCCGAUGCAGCAGCUUCAAAGCCGAAGUUCUUGUCAAAGGCAGAACGUGAGAGAAUCGCUUUGGAAAAACGUGCGAAGGAGGUAGAAGCAGACCGACGAGCAAAAACUUCCAAUGGCGCAGAUCGUAAUGGGACACCAUCUACUUCUGCUUCAUCGGAGGGUCGCAAUGGUGAUAAAGGGUUCAUCCCGACUGCCCCUCGAGCGAUGCGAAAUACAGAGGCUCCAUCUGCGCCAGCAGCCAUGCGAAACACCAAGCCGAACAAAAACAACGAUAUGUCGCCGCCCCCCCCACCGAAAUCGAUUUCGUUUGGUCCCAAGGAUUCGAAGGGUGAGAAGCGCGUAGCAAAUGAGGAAGAAGAGGCAGCGGCACAAGCUGCCUUGAUCAAGCAAAGAUACAUGGGAGCCGAUCAAACAUCGAAUUUCUCAGCGAAAAAGAAGCGAAAGCGGACGACGGACCGGAAAUUCAACUUUGAGUGGAAUGCGGAAGAGGAUACUAGUGGUGACUACAAUCCGCUCUACCAGCAUCGACACGAAGCAAAUUUCUUCGGUCGUGGUCGUCUUGCGGGCUUCGGUGACGAUGUCGCCGACGAGGUAGCAAAGAAGUAUGCCACCGCUCUGGAGGAUCGUGAUCAUGAAGCGGGUAGCAUCCGAGCCAAAGAGAUUCUGGAAAUGGAGCGGAGACGGAGAGAGGAGAGUACCCGCACCCAGCUCGACAAGCACUGGAGCGAGAAGAAAUUGGAGCACAUGCGGGAGAGAGAUUGGCGUAUCUUCAAGGAAGAUUUCAACAUCAGUACCAAAGGUGGAAGUGUACCGAAUCCCAUGCGGUCGUGGGAUGAGUCUCAUCUCCCUAGUCGCCUAAUGGAACUCAUUGACCGGGUCGGCUACAAGGAACCGUCCGCUAUUCAGCGUGCUGCCAUCCCGAUUGCUAUGCAGUCUCGGGAUCUCAUCGGUGUCGCCGUCACUGGUUCGGGUAAGACGGCAGCAUUCCUACUUCCCCUCCUGGUUUACAUCUCAGAGCUUCCUCGGAUCGAUGAAUUUGAAUGGAGGAAAAACGAUGGGCCUUACGCUAUUGUCCUGGCACCGACUCGUGAAUUGGCGCAGCAAAUCGAGAUCGAAGCCAAGAAGUUCACAACACCCCUUGGAUUCAACGUCGUCAGUAUUGUCGGUGGUCAUUCAUUGGAAGAACAAGCCUACAGUCUGCGGGAUGGUGCGGAAAUCAUCAUUGCCACCCCCGGUCGUCUAGUUGAUUGUAUUGAACGUCGGAUGCUCGUCCUCAGUCAAUGUUGUUAUGUGAUUAUGGAUGAAGCCGAUCGUAUGAUCGACCUUGGAUUCGAAGAGCCAGUCAAUAAGAUUCUAGAUGCCCUGCCCGUGUCCAACGAGAAACCAGACAGCGAGGAGGCAGAGAACUCCCUUGUCAUGAGUCAGCAUAUCGGCGGCAAAGACCGAUACCGUCAAACAAUGAUGUACACGGCCACCAUGCCGACGGCCGUGGAACGUAUAGCCCGGAAGUAUCUACGACGACCAGCGAUUGUGACGAUCGGCAGCGCCGGCGAGGCCGUCGACACCAUCGAGCAGCGUGUCGAGUUCGUCGCGGGUGAAGACAAGCGCAAGAAGCGUCUCGGAGAUAUUUUGUCCUCUGGCGAAUUCCGACCCCCGAUUAUCGUCUUCGUCAACAUCAAGCGCAACUGUGAUGCCAUUGCACGAGAGAUCAAACAAAUGGGCUUCUCCUCGGUCACCUUGCACGGAAGCAAGACCCAGGAACAGCGUGAGGCCGCCCUGGCCUCCGUGCGGAACGGUGCGACAAACGUCCUCGUUGCCACUGACCUGGCAGGAAGAGGUAUCGAUGUUCCCGACGUCAGUCUGGUCAUCAACUUCAACAUGGCCUCCUCUAUCGAGAGCUACACUCACCGUAUCGGUCGUACCGGUCGUGCCGGUAAGAGCGGUGUGUCCAUCACAUUCUUGGGCAGUGAAGACACGGACGUCAUGUAUGAUCUCAAGCAAAUGCUCAUCAAAUCGCCCCUCUCUCGUGUUCCCGAAGAACUGCGUAAGCAUGAAGCUGCCCAAUCCAAACCCAACCGCGGUUAUUCGAAGAAGCCCGUUGAAGAAAGUUCCGGGUUUGGGGGUAAGGGUGGGUGGUAA